CAUCUCCAGAAAUCUUUCAGCGGCAGUACGAGACAUCUUUCUACAUCCACGACGCCCUUUGCAAUUGACGCAUGCCUCCCGCUCGACUGUCCUUCCUAAGCGGGACGCUAACGCCAUUCUUGUAUCCUGCGUUUUUCGAGUCACCACUUGCUUCGGUCGCAUGCAGAAGUCGGGUUCGCAAGAGAUUCUCACUCCAUUUAAGAUGCAACUCUACAGCUACUGGAUCUGUCAAUGUUCGACCUGACACACAGCCAUCACGACUGGACCCUACAGCGGACGAUUACUCGCUGGCCCCUUUCGCCGACCGAUGCAUCCUCACGGUUGAAGCUGGCGGCGGCGGCCAUGGCUGCGUCUCCUUUUUGCGCGAGAAAUACAUUGAAGAAGGACCCGCCAAUGGCGGCGAUGGUGGUAGUGGAGGCAAUGUCUAUAUACAGGCAGUCCGCGGCGAGACGUCCCUGCACAAGCUCGCUCGACGGCGGCUGAUCAAGGCUGGCAGAGGCCGCAACGGGCAAGGCAAGGUGAAGGGUGGUGAGCGGGGGGCGGAUAUCCUUAUCACGGUGCCAAUUGGGACGAUUGUGCGCGAGAUACAGCGACAUGACCCAAUUGCGAUCAUGGAGGAAGAACAUUGGAAGAUGGAAUCAUACGAAGGAGAAGCGGAAGACUCGGAAGAAGGGAAGGGCGUCUACAGAAAAGACCGGUGGCUCGUCUUUCCCGGCACAAUACCCGCAGAGCUCAACAGGAUGAGAUUCCCAAAGCUCCCUCCACCCCGAAGAUCGCAUCUCGCAGCCCUCGAACCACAAGCGCCCAUGUGGCUGGACCUAGAUAAGCAUAUGGAGACACCUCUGUUGAUAGCUGCAGGCGCAAUGGGCGGCCUGGGUAACCCACACUUUAUGACGCCGUUCAACUCGAGGCCGAAGAUGGCUACGCGGGGAGAUGAAGGCUUGAAGAUCUCAUUGCAGCUUGAGUUGAAGAUACUGGCAGACCUGGGUCUCGUGGGCUUACCCAAUGCCGGGAAAAGCACACUGCUUCGAGCAUUGAGUAACAGCCGUGCUCGAGUGGGCAACUGGGCCUUCACGACCCUGCAACCGAACGUUGGCACCGUGGUGCUUGACAACCACAAGGGGCGGCCGUUAGUUUCAUCGCGCAAUCGGAACGGCGAGAUACGUGAAAACUUCACAAUUGCCGACGUACCAGGACUCAUUGAAGACGCACACCUCGAUAAAGGUCUUGGACUGGGCUUUCUACGCCACAUUGAGCGUGCAGCAGUCCUUGCCUUCGUCAUCGACCUGUCAGCUGGUGACGCGGUUGAAGCGCUUAAACUUCUCUGGCGCGAAGUCUCCGAAUACGAGUCUAUGCGUGGAAAAGAGCUCAACGCUGAGACGGAGCGCAGAAUGGUGACUUACCAGCCAGCUGGCAGUAGCCCACCACCCAGCGAUGAGUCCGAUUUGCCACACUUGGAUCCAUCUCCAGAGCCUCUCCCCUUCCUUACAUCUACGCCUAUUUCCUCCAAGCCCUGGUUCGUCGCCGCAACGAAGGCGGACUUGCCAGACACGCAAGCGAACUUUGAGGCUCUACGACGCUUUCUGGAGGAGGUGAGCAAAGGCUCGCAACCUCACCCUAGCGGCAAGAAGAAUGCAUGGAGGCACAAUGUACAGGCUGUGCCCAUAAGUGCGAUGCAAGGAGAGGGCGUGCAGGUCAUUCCGCAGCUGGUGAUGGACUUGUUGGAUGCAUAGACAGAGAUAAUGAUACCCUCUUCCCCAC
Cucurbitaria berberidis CBS 394.84 is the source of this 1761-nucleotide messenger RNA. RefSeq names its product GTP-binding protein-like protein Obg. The transcript has a single exon. Gene Ontology annotation, molecular function: GTPase activity; GTP binding. Bases 72 to 1733 code for a protein of 553 amino acids. NCBI's taxonomy places the organism in Eukaryota, Fungi, Ascomycota, Dothideomycetes, Pleosporales, Cucurbitariaceae. Gene Ontology annotation, cellular component: mitochondrion. The record is from RefSeq and is a predicted model, not a curated record.